AUUUUUUUGCAUUUGAACUUUUGACCUCGAAAAGAUGGCGUACGUUUUACAUGUGCAACCGGGAAUCUUGAGAGGCUGAAAACUGGUUGCCGUCGACAAGGAAAGUGGACAUUGUUUGAGACGACGAAAAAUUAGUUUUCGUUGUUGUCUUAAUCACUGGUCCUUCUGAAUAUUAUUAAACAUGCCAACAGUGAUAGCUCUAGAUGUGUCUUUAUCCAUGAGUAGACCUGUGACCGGAACAGAAUGUCCAGAAGAAUAUCAACGUCGAAACCUAGCCAUUCAUGGGAUCAAUACCCUACUAGAUUUCAUGUCUACAAACUGCAGACUUGAGUUAACUUCCUUGGUGGUCUUCUCAUACCUCUGGGAACAACUAGUGAGUUUUACACGAGAUUUUGAGUCUAUAAAGACGGCGCUGAACAAAGUAGAAGAGUACAAUGUCACAAGUAUAGAAUCGGCACUGACUGGUAUCAGUUCCGUGAUCAGUGAUCAAUGGAGCGCCAUCACUCCUUGUCAGGCUAUUUUGAUCACAGAUGGUUCAACAGGUGCUGGUCAGAGGUCACUACAAACCUUGUUACACAACUGGAGCAAACACGAAGGUAGUAAUGUUGAUGAGAAGUUUCCUCUUCCGUUUCCAUUUUCCUGUAAGCUGAAUGUGGUAAUCCUGGGAAAUCCUAAUGACGCUGAAGUGAAAAGCGCUAUUCCCAUGUUUGAAAAACUUUUAGAAAUCAAUGGACAAGGAGGGGAAGUAAUAGUGCCAGAAAAUUCUUUAGGUUUAAAAAGUGUGCAGACUUUGUUUGAACAAUUAGCUGAGCGCUGCUAUUCACCCUAUCAAGGGACAUUACAGUGUGGUCACUUCAAAUGUCCGGUUCAUAUGUACCCAGCACCAGACCCAUACAGAAAGAAUCACGAUUUUGAGGCGAUCGACAUAGAGAUUGCGGACACUUUGGACAUUCUCGGGUUUUUAGAUAUCGCUGAUGCUGCCAGUCCUCAAACACUCUCCAGACACCUGGUGUUUCCUAUUUCUUCAAAAGAAAACAAAACAGAUGAAGCCAGUAAGGAUGUGAAAACUGAAGAAGAUGAGGAGACAUCAGUAAGCCAUGACGAUGGAAAGAUUCCAGCCUUCACCGUGUUACUACAUGGCAGUCUGAAGGUCGAGGGCAUGGUGGCCCUUACAAAAGUCGGUCCUGACUGGUAUGGUCUCCUGUACUCCUGGGCAGACAGCAAGAAAAAAAGUAACCUCAUGCUUUCUCUGUUAGAACCAGGUCAGGAGCCCAUUAAUUGGCUUGGUGCAAUCAACAACCUGGCCCCAAUAUCCGAUUUCCCAGAUCCACCUUACGGAGAAGAUGACAACAAAACACCAUUUCCUGUACGACCUCAGGAUAAACGCAGCUACGCACAGAGCUGUGUUGUGUGGAUUAAACCAUCAGGGUUGCAGAGUGACCUACAGAAGGUACUAAGACAUGCCAGAAAACUUCCAGAAAAACAACAACAGUUUUAUAAGGAGCUAAACAGACUGCGGAGAGCAGCCUUGGGGUUCGGUUUCCAUGAAUUACUGGAAGGAAUGGCAACAAUGUUGGAGAGGGAGUGCACCAUGUUACCUGGAACAGCCCACCCUGAUGCAGCACUACAACUCACACAUGCAGCUAACGCCUUACGCAGCGAGACUGCCACAGACAUUGCACAGAUGGUCAUGCCUUUGCGGACUAAUUUCAGUCAGGAUGACUAGUUACAGAGUACUUUAUUCAACUAUAGGAAUGCCUAAAUUAACUGAAUCAAAUUGUGACGGUGACUAAUUGUCUAGAUUUAUCUCAGAACUAUGUGAAGCAGGAUGGGGGAUACAUGUUUAUGAUUUUAUCUCGUCAUUUUAUCACACUUUUAUCAAGCAGUCAUAUGUUUGAGCAGUUUUCAUGAAUGUAUCUGGACUUGCUCAAAUAUAGAUGUAAUUGGCCUAAGGUCACUGUUACCAAAAGUAGAAUUAUGUCGUCAUGCUAAGAGUUAUAUUUAGAUACUGACCAAUUGAGAUGAAACUUCACAGGUAUGCUAAUUGGAUUUGCCAUACAUUGUUUGAAGUUCAAAAAUCACUAUGGACAGUCAACAUAACUGUUACCAAGAAAGAUUUCACUGCAUUCUCCGAACUCUAGCAACUUUUUUAGAAAUAGCUGUUGGUAAAUUUUUCAAGCACUCCAAAGCCUGGUGCAUUUACUUUCCACAUUAUUGACUCAAUGUGGCUCUUGUCAAUAACCAAAACAAGCUGGUUAGGAUGGUAUUGUGAGCGUGGCUCACAUUCUCUAGUUUCAUGUAUUCACUCUGGUGUUGGGAGUCAGCAGAAACUAUACCUAUCAGGUAGUAUGUUUUAUUUCUACUGCACCAACACAUCAAAUAAUUGAUUUUGGUCUAAUGCCCUUAUCACAGCUAGUCAUAUGAGGGCAUGGCUGGAUUUGGUACAGGGAAAUGUUGUAAUGGUUAUGAGAGGUGGUCAACUUGUUAUUCUGUAGAUGUACAUGGAAUAAAGUUACCUGUAUUUUGUUA
Pecten maximus is the source of this 2529-nucleotide messenger RNA. RefSeq names its product integrator complex subunit 14-like. NCBI's taxonomy places the organism in Eukaryota, Metazoa, Mollusca, Bivalvia, Pectinida, Pectinidae. The transcript has 10 exons. Gene Ontology annotation, biological process: snRNA 3'-end processing. The record is from RefSeq and is a predicted model, not a curated record. Gene Ontology annotation, cellular component: integrator complex. The coding region runs from base 182 to 1726 and encodes 514 amino acids.